UUAAAUUUGAACCACCCGCCGAUGUAGAACUUGCGGGGGCGACAGGGGGUUCAAUGUAAACGCACCUUAAUGUCUACACCGAUGCGCAAUAUAUGAAUAUAUGAAAAGCUGACGACAAAAGCUGUAAUCUAAUAUUUUCCAGAAUUCCUGUAGACAAGUGCUGUUUGUUUUUCUUGUACGGUUUAGCUGACAAGUGCUAGAAUGCAGCGAGUCGCAGUGGUUUUCAGCAGAAAUAUGGCCUUCUUGAGCCGUGUAAACAUGGUUGGUGAACGAGGAUCCGGAGCCGGCAAGGGUGGAGGUGGUGGUGGAUCCAUUCGCGAAGCUGGUGGAGCCUUUGGAAAAAUGGAAGCUGCUCACGAAGACCAAUACUUUUACAACUUGCAAAAAGAACAAAUUAGUAAGUUGAAGGAUGGCUUGCAUGAUGAAAUUUCAUUCCAUGAAGAGCAAAUUAAACGUCACCAAGAAGCCAUCAAUCGUCACAAGAAAAGAAUCACUGAAAUGGACAAGGAGUGAAGAGCAUUUGCUUUGUUACGUACCUAUUUGUAUACAUCAAUCUCUACUAUGUGAGAGAAGCACACGCUGAAAAAAAAAAUUUAAUGAACAAAGUAUUACUUUAUUUGCUCAGUUCUCAUUAUUAACUGUUUUGGUAGUUGUAAGUACAAAAUAAAAUGUCAUCUCUACAGUUUGGAUUAUAAAAUUUAAAAACAAAACACGUCAGUCAUUAACGCAAAUCCACACAGGAGCCAUGCCAGAAUGGGUAAUAUAUUGAUUAUUCACCUCUUUGAUAAAGAACUGAUGUGUAUUUUACUGUUGCUCAAACUUGUAUAACAUUGUAAAUGUAUUAAAACAUUCAAUUUUUUUAACAAUA
Messenger RNA from Copidosoma floridanum, 868 nucleotides. Its product is annotated as ATPase inhibitor mai-2, mitochondrial. Gene Ontology annotation, molecular function: ATPase inhibitor activity. Gene Ontology annotation, cellular component: mitochondrion. Lineage: Eukaryota; Metazoa; Arthropoda; Insecta; Hymenoptera; Encyrtidae. Gene Ontology annotation, biological process: negative regulation of ATP-dependent activity. The record is from RefSeq and is a predicted model, not a curated record.